AUUGCCAGAUAUGCUGCAGCUGCCCACAGUCAAUCACAGCCCAGCCAAAAAUUCUUCUCGAAUUAUCUCCGAUCUGAAAAACACAGAAAUUCCCCCUUUUUUCUCCGGCGAGAUCUCAUCGGAUUUUCCGGCAUGGAAUUGAUCCGAUGGGGCAUCAUCUCUCUCCUCCUAAUCCUCACUAUCGAGACCACUUCAUCGUCUCCGUCAGUGAUCAAAAUGGUGCCGGAUAAGGAGACUCCAAUUGCCGCCGAUGGAGACUCCGGCCGCCGGAGGGGACUCGACUUGUACUGCGAGGGCUGGAGGUUCACGGUAGAGACGAACGACGCCGGCAGUUGGACUCAGGUCCCGGAGAAGUGUGUGGAUUUCGUGAAGGAGUACCUGGCCGGCGAUUGGUACCGGUUGGAGUCGGAGGCCGUCGCCGACAGCGCGGUGGCGUUCGCCAAGACGGCGGUGGGAGUUUCCGGCAACGGAAAGAAUGCCUGGGUUUUUGACAUUGACGAGACGCUGCUUUCCAAUGUUCCGUACUACGCCGACCAUGGAUUCGGAUCAGAGGUUUUUGAUGAACUUUCUUUCGAUAGUUGGGUCGACUUAGCUGUGGGUCCUGCUUUAUCAGCCAGCUUGAGAUUGUUCAAUGAGUUGCAGGAUCUUGGAUUCACAGUAUUUUUAUUGACUGGUCGGAGCGAAUUUCAAAGGAAUGUUACAGAAAUUAACCUCCGUUUCGCUGGAUUCAACAACUGGGAAAGACUUAUCUUGAGGGGAGAUGGUGAUCAAGGUAAGCUUGCUUCAGUCUAUAAAUCCGAGAAGAGAAAGGAGAUAGAAGACGAAGGGUACAUAAUUCGGGGGAAUUCUGGCGAUCAAUGGAGUGAUUUGACGGGAUUUGCUGUGGCGGAACGGUCUUUCAAACUGCCUAACCCCUUGUAUUACAUUGCUUAGAGGAGGGUAAUUGUUAUUCGUUGAUCAUUCGGUGCAAAUAUUUUUCGGUUUUUCUUCUUUUUUUUUUCAGUAGCAUUUUCAUGACUCAGCAUUUAGCAGGCUCUACAACGUUGAGGUCAUGAAGUACUUGUUGGUGUAAACUUUGUACGCAACUAAAAGGUCGAAAAGUGCUAUGUGUUGGCAAAUGCCAAAACAUUAAUUAUGAGAUGUCUUAUUAAUUUGAUA
Erythranthe guttata (spotted monkey flower) is the source of this 1158-nucleotide messenger RNA. Its product is annotated as acid phosphatase 1. NCBI's taxonomy places the organism in Eukaryota, Viridiplantae, Streptophyta, Magnoliopsida, Lamiales, Phrymaceae. The record is from RefSeq and is a predicted model, not a curated record. Gene Ontology annotation, molecular function: acid phosphatase activity.